UCCCGGCUCAGAACUGCUGGAGCAGCAUGUGGCCCCCGGGAGCCGGGGCCCAAGAUAUUCGGGCGGAGCCGAUGCAGCCAUCCUCGGAAUGCUACUAAGUGUCACUUGUCAUCCAAUCAAGGGGGCAUCUGAACCCCUGCUAGGCACCAGGUAUGGCUGUGGAGGAGCCUUGUUUCCAGCCUGGGGGCAUUACACCGCUACAGCAGAUUCUGGCCUCUGGUACAGGAGCUCUCAUUACCUCUUUCUUUGUUACACCACUGGAUGUAGUAAAGAUACAGCUGCAGGCACAGAGAAAGCCCUUCUCUAAAGGGCGUUGCUUUCUGUACUGCAAUGGACUGAUGGAUCACUUGUUUGUGUGCCAACAUGCCACUGCUUGCAGCACUUUGUACCGAACCCCCACACACUUCCACGGAACAGUGGAUGCAUUUGUGAAGAUCACACGCCAUGAAGGGUUAAAAUCUUUAUGGAGCGGGCUCCCACCCACACUGGUUAUGGCCAUACCUGCCACAAUUAUAUACUUCACAUGCUAUGACCAGCUGCGAGAUUUCAUGAGAUACCGACUUGGAUACCAGGGUAGCCACAUACCUCUCAUUGCUGGAGCACUUGCUCGAUUGGGAGCAGUCACAGUUAUCAGCCCUCUGGAGUUGAUCCAAACUAAACAACAGUCUCGCCAGCUGUCUUACAUAGAGCUGGGUGCCUGUCUGCGCUCUGCAGUCUAUCAGGAUGGGUGGUGCUCUCUUUGGAAGGGUUGGGGACCAACUGUGCUAAGAGAUGUCCCAUUUUCUGCUCUGUACUGGUUUAAUUACGAGUUGCUGAAGAGCAGACUGAAUGAAUCCUGUAGUGCCCUAGAGGCGCCAUUCCUGACUAGCUUUACUGCAGGAGCAGUUUCUGGAACUAUCGCUGCUAUUCUCACUUUGCCUUUUGAUGUGGUGAAGAUGCAGAGGCAGAUAGAACUUGGUGACAUAGAGACAGGUGCUUCCAGAAAGCAGAGGUCUACAACCUGGGGAGCCAUGUGCAGGAUCAAAGCAGAGUCUGGAACCAGGGGAUUAUUUGCAGGGUUUCUCCCUCGAAUUAUUAAGGUGGCCCCAGCCUGUGCUAUCAUGAUCAGCUCUUAUGAAUUUGGAAAGAACUUCUUCCAACAACAGAACAUGGAGAAAUGGAGAAGGUGCAGAACCAGUGAUUUAUAA
Messenger RNA from Bombina bombina (fire-bellied toad), 1187 nucleotides. RefSeq names its product probable mitochondrial glutathione transporter SLC25A39. The coding region runs from base 153 to 1187 and encodes 344 amino acids. Lineage: Eukaryota; Metazoa; Chordata; Amphibia; Anura; Bombinatoridae. The record is from RefSeq and is a predicted model, not a curated record. The transcript has a single exon. Gene Ontology annotation, biological process: mitochondrial transmembrane transport.